Messenger RNA from Mytilinidion resinicola, 1518 nucleotides. RefSeq lists its product as uncharacterized. The transcript has 2 exons. Lineage: Eukaryota; Fungi; Ascomycota; Dothideomycetes; Mytilinidiales; Mytilinidiaceae. The coding region runs from base 56 to 1024 and encodes 322 amino acids. The record is from RefSeq and is a predicted model, not a curated record.
CACCAAACCUCGCCCUAGUCAACGCACUUCACUUCGAAAGAAACCAAUACUAAUUAUGCUGGAUAUAUCUAAAUACAAGGAGGUGUUCCCUCCCGCCGUCGCACAUGGCUACCCUGAAAACCUUUACAACGAUAUUAUCGCCAACCGGCGCAAGCUCGACAACAAGCUCUUCUUCGACCGGCUGGUAGACACCUUGGGCGUAAAAGUCGGCCACCACUAUCCCCCCCGCACGCCAUCCGACCUGACCAGCCUCCACAAAACCAUCACGCACGCCCCAAUCCCCGACCCGCAAAAACAAUGCCUCCUCUUCUACCUGCUCAAAGACCUCUCCCCCUCCACCCACACCGAGCACGAGCUCGCCGCCGCAUUCGCGACCAAGACCCUCAUGCCGCAGAAGCUGUGGACCUUCAUGGAAGGCCUGCACGCGCUGGACCGCCAGCAGUUCAUGACGGCGGUCGAGUUCCUCUCGCACCCGAGCCUGCUGCCCACCUUCACCGAGGAGGUGCUCGAGUGCCUGCUGAAGCACGCGCGCGGCGGCGAGGACGAGAAGCUCGCGCUCGCCUACUUCCACGCCGUGCGGCCGCCGCUCGAGCGCAAGGAGGUGCGCGACACAUUCGUGGACUACCUCGCUGAGCGGAGCGUGGUGGAGGCAUUUUACUUCGUGCGGGGCCGGCCAGAGGAUGAGCGGAGGGGCUUGCUGGAGAUUGUGGUGGCGAGCGCGCUGGGUGCGUUUGCUGGGGCGCGGAAGGCGGCGAGGGGUGCAGAGAUUGUGGAUUUGCCGCUGGAGGAGGAAGAGGAGGGGUGGGUUGAGGAGUACUUGGUGGAGGGGAAGGGGAGGAAUCUACAUGGGGCGAGAGAUACGGUUAUGGCGAGGCGCAUUGCUACGGGGAGGUAUAGGGAGGCGUUGCAUGACGGCGGGGUCAAGGGGAGAAGAUAUGAUGGAGUCACUUGGGAUGUCGUGAAGGAUGGUCUUGCGAGGGGACUGGGUGAUCGGGGUCAUGAGAAGCCUUUUGUGGUUGUUUGAGGAUAGGGCUGUGCUCCAUGUUUUGGGUUUGGAUAUAGCGAUUGGAGUUGGGCGUCUGAGAAUUGAUACAUUCACUGGCGCUGGGUCCGAAUUCCGAACUGCGAAAGUUCGGAAUCUAUCCAAAAAAGAGGGGAGUUGGAUGAGGACCAGAAACUUGAUGGCAGGGAUCUGAACCUCAGGGAAGCGAGUGAUGGAGUCAGUUUUACUAACCCUCGGCCGAGGUGCCUCGCUUCAACGGCCUGCAUCGUAAACCCUCUUCUGGGACGGGCCGGUGAAUCUGUUAGCUGCCAUUUAAACCCGGAUCCAGCUGUAAAACGUUAUGAUCAAGCAGUUGCCUCAGCCGUGUCUAGGUCCAUUCAUACGCCGGAGCGCCUUCGGAAGGGUUUGAUUUCUCCGAUUCCAAGAGUCUCUUCACUCCCUUCCGCGUCAACUUCUUCACAAAGUGUAAAUAUCUACCUCGCUUCAAGAUACCCCGCUACCUCGAGCAUCGAUAG